UUUUCCCGCCUUUGACACAGUACAGACUACAGAGCUCAUAGAUCCAAACAUUUUUCACUUUCAAAAUUCAAACCCCUCUCUCCCACUUCACUUCCCCCAAACACAAAAAAACCAAAUCCACUUCUAGGGUUUCGAAUUUCGAUCUCCAAAACCCUAAUUCCCUUCCCAUUCACUCUCUAGGGUUUUUGGUGAGACAAUGCACAUCAAGGAGAUAUGCUUGGAAGGGUUCAAAUCCUACGCGACGAGAACCGUGGUCCCAGGGUUCGACCCGUUUUUCAACGCGAUUACGGGUCUCAACGGGUCCGGCAAGUCCAACAUCCUCGAUUCGAUUUGCUUCGUGCUCGGGAUCACGAAUUUGCAGCAGGUUAGGGCUUCGAAUCUUCAGGAGCUCGUGUACAAGCAAGGCCAAGCGGGAAUUACUAAGGCCACUGUGUCCAUCGUCUUCAAUAACUCCGACCGGACUCGGAGCCCACUCGGGUACGAGGACCACCGCGAAAUCACUGUUACUCGACAGAUUGUGGUUGGUGGAAGGAACAAAUAUCUGAUCAAUGGAAAACUUGCCCAGCCUAGUCAGGUUCAGAAUCUUUUCCAUUCGGUGCAGCUUAAUGUUAACAAUCCACAUUUUCUUAUAAUGCAAGGGCGUAUUACCAAGGUUUUAAAUAUGAAACCCCCUGAGAUCCUGUCCAUGCUUGAAGAGGCUGCUGGUACAAGAAUGUAUGAGACAAAGAAAGAGUCUGCAUUGAAAACACUUGAGAAGAAGCAGAGUAAGGUUGAUGAGAUCAACAAGCUUCUUGACCAGGAAAUACUGCCUGCUUUGGAGAAGUUGAGGAAAGAACGGACACAGUAUAUGCAAUGGGCGAAUGGCAAUGCUGAGUUGGAUAGACUUAAAAGGUUUUGCAUUGCUUACGAAUUUGUUCAAGCAGAGAGGAUUAAAGAUAAUGCAGUAUGUGGGGUGGAACAGGUAAAGGCCAGGAUUGCCGAGACUGAUGACAAUAUGGGAACUAUGCGGGCAGAAAUACAGGAGAUGGAGACUGAAGUAUCAAAAUUGACUGCUGAAAAGGAAGCAAGUAUGGGUGGGGAGGUUAAAUCUUUGUCGGAGAAAGUAGACACUAUUUCUCAAGAUCUUGUGAGGGAAGUGUCUGCACUGAACAAUAAAGAAGACACUCUCAAAAGUGAAAAAGAAAAUGCUGAAAAGAUUGUUAAUAAUAUUGAAGAUUUGAAGCAUUCUGUGGAAGAGAAGGCCUCUGCUGUUAGAAAGGCUGAAGAAGGGGCAUCUGAUCUGAAAAAGAGGUUUGAGGAACUUACUAAGAGUUUGGAGGAGUAUGAAAAUGAUUACCAGGGUGUAUUAGCUGGCAAGAGCAAUGGAAAUGAGGAGAAAUGCCUUGAAGAUCAACUAGGUGAUGCCAAGGUAGCUGUUGGAAGUGCUGAAACAGAAUUGAAACAGUUGAAAACAAAAAUAAGCCACUGUGAGAAGGAGCUGAAAGAGAAAAGACGUCAGUUAAUGUCAAAACGUGAAGAAGCUGUUUCUGUAGAGAAAGAGCUUAAGGCUAGAACAAGUGAUGUGGAAAAUGUUAAGAAGGCAUUAGAGUCUCUUCCAUAUAAAGAGGGACAGAUGGAGGCAUUACAAAAGGAUCGUGCAUCUGAGUUGGAGCUGGUGCAGAAGUUGAAGGAUGAAAUACGCAAUCUGUCAGCACAAUUAGCAAAUGUUGAGUUCACAUAUCGUGACCCUAUGAGGAAUUUUGAUAGGUCAAAGGUAAAAGGUGUGGUGGCAAAGCUUAUCAAAGUAAGGGAUAGCUCCACGAUGACUGCCUUAGAGGUUACUGCUGGUGGAAAGUUGUUUAAUGUUGUUGUAGACACAGAAAAUACUGGGAAACAACUGCUUCAGAAUGGUGAUCUUCGAAGAAGAGUGACAAUUAUACCUUUGAACAAAAUACAAUCCCACGUUGUUCCCCCAAGGGUUCAACAUUCUGCUGUUAGAUUGGUAGGCAAUGAUAAUGCAGAACUGGCUCUUUCCUUGGUUGGUUAUGAGGAGGAGUUGAAGACUGCUAUGGAAUAUGUAUUUGGUUCAACCUUUGUUUGCAAGACCGUUGAUGCUGCCAAGGAGGUUGCUUUUAAUAGGGAAAUUCGCACCCGAAGUGUCACUCUUGAAGGGGAUAUAUUUCAGCCAAGUGGUCUUUUGACUGGUGGAAGCCGCAAGGGUGGUGGUGAUUUGCUAAGGCAACUUCAUCAUUUGGCAGAGGCUGAAUCAAAACUUUAUGCACAUCAGAAAAUGUUGUCUGAAAUUGAAGCAAAGAUUGCACAACUCAUGCCUCUUCAGAAAAAGUUCACCGGCCUUAAAACACAGUUGGAGCUUAAAUCAUAUGACCUUUCUUUAUUUCAGGGCAGGGCUGAGCAAAAUGAGCAUCAUAAGCUUGGUGAAUUAGUGAAGAAAAUCGAGUUGGAGCUUGAAGAAGCAAAAUCUGCGGCUAAGGAAAAGCAACUUGUAUAUGAAAACUGUGUAAAUACAGUUUCAUUGCUUGAGAAAUCUAUCAAAGAACAUGGUGAUAAUCGGGAGGGCAGACUCAAGGAUUUGGAGAAAAAGAUUAAGGCAGUAAAAGCUCAAAUGCAGUCAUCUUCAAAAGCUGUAAAGGGGCAUGAAAAUGAAAAGGAGAGACUUGUUAUGGAAAUGGAAGCUGUUGUACAGGAACGUGCCUCCUUGGAGGCUCAACUAGUUUCUUUGAGAACACAAAUUGACAGUCUCACUGCUGAAUUAGAGGAACAAAAGGCCAAGGUUGCUGCCACUAGGAAUAAUCAUGAUCAAGCUCAAUCCAAACUCAAUUUGAUUCGACAGAAGAUGAAGGAAUGUGAUUCCCAAAUUAGUUGUAUUCUUAAAGACCAGCAGAAACUUCAACAUAAACUUAGUGAGACUAAUCUUGAGAGGAAGAAGAUGGAAAAUGAGGUCAAACGAAUGGAGAUGGAACAGAAAGAUUGCUCUACAAAGGUAGACAAGCUUAUUGAGAAGCAUGCUUGGAUUGCACCUGAGAAACAGCUAUUUGGAAGAAGUGGGACUGAUUAUGAUUUUGCAUCUCGUGAUCCUAUUAAGGCAAGGGAAGAACUUGAGAGACUGCAGGUGGAACAAUCUGGCCUUGAGAAAAGGGUGAACAAGAAAGUUAUGGCAAUGUUUGAGAAAGCAGAAGAUGAGUACAAUGACUUGAUGUCCAAGAAAAACAUCAUUGAGAAUGACAAGUCCAAAAUCAAGAAGGUCAUUGAAGAGCUAGAUGAGAAGAAGAAGGAAACACUAAAAGUUACUUGGGUAAAAGUUAACAGUGACUUUGGAUCCAUCUUUUCUACCCUAUUGCCUGGAACCAUGGCAAAACUAGAGCCUCCUGAAGGAUGCAGCUUCCUUGAUGGUCUUGAGGUUCGUGUUGCAUUUGGAUCUGUUUGGAAACAAUCCCUGUCAGAACUCAGUGGAGGCCAACGAUCUCUACUUGCACUUUCUCUAAUCUUGGCACUGCUACUCUUUAAACCAGCUCCGCUUUACAUAUUGGAUGAGGUUGAUGCAGCUCUUGAUCUAAGCCACACGCAGAACAUAGGGAGAAUGAUAAAAACUCACUUUCCACACUCCCAGUUUAUUGUGGUCUCAUUGAAAGAAGGCAUGUUCAAUAAUGCUAAUGUUCUUUUCCGAACAAAAUUUGUGGACGGUGUUUCUACUGUUCAAAGGACAGUUGCAGCUAAAUAGAGAAAGUGAUUGCUGUUGUCUUAGCAUUUAAUUCUACUACCUCUUUAAUCCAGCCCGAUGAAGUUUGUUACUGCGAAAAGGAACUCUUGAUAUAUAGUUUGUAUAUUUGCUGUUGUAUUUGCAACACUGUAUAUUUCCUGAAUCCAUUGUUGACCAACCUCUUGUUGGAUGUACA
Messenger RNA from Quercus lobata, 3893 nucleotides. RefSeq names its product structural maintenance of chromosomes protein 2-1-like. The transcript has 21 exons. The record is from RefSeq and is a predicted model, not a curated record. Gene Ontology annotation, molecular function: protein binding; ATP binding; ATP hydrolysis activity. Bases 197 to 3718 code for a protein of 1173 amino acids. Lineage: Eukaryota; Viridiplantae; Streptophyta; Magnoliopsida; Fagales; Fagaceae. Gene Ontology annotation, biological process: chromosome organization. Gene Ontology annotation, cellular component: chromosome.